This is a messenger RNA of Tripterygium wilfordii, 986 nucleotides long. RefSeq names its product multiple myeloma tumor-associated protein 2 homolog. Lineage: Eukaryota; Viridiplantae; Streptophyta; Magnoliopsida; Celastrales; Celastraceae. The record is from RefSeq and is a predicted model, not a curated record. The transcript has 4 exons. The coding region runs from base 108 to 779 and encodes 223 amino acids.
AUAGCCGCAGGUUAAAUUCUUCUGAGUUCCAUUCCUUUCUCCGAAUCCAAACAGAAACAGAGGCCAGAAAAAGAUAUUAGAGGAGGAGAAGAAAAGGAGAAACAAACAUGUAUCAUCCAACUCGUGGCGGAGUUCGCGGUGGCCGCGAUCAAUUUAGUUGGGAUGAUGUCAAGGUUGAUAAGCAUCGAGAGAAUUAUAUUGGUCACAGUAUCAAGGCUUCUGUUGGAAGAUGGCAGAAAGGGAAGGAUCUACACUGGUACACUAGGGAUAAGAAUUCUAAGGGUUCAGAUGCCGACGCUCUUAAAGAAGAGAUAAAAAGAGUCAAGGAAGAGGAAGAACAAAUGAUGAGGGAGGCUCUUGGCUUAGCGCCUAAGCGUUCUACCCGACCACAAGGUAAUCGACUUGAUAAGCACGAGUUUUCAGAGCUUGUAAAGCGCAGCUCUACUGCAGAGGAUGUGGGUGAAGGGCAUUCUGAAGCAGCAAGGGUGGAUGGUCUUGGUUUCUCAAGAAUGCCCCGUCCUUGGGAAGACCCAAGUACUAUUCAAUCUGGUACAUCAGAAGUUUCACCGACCAUGCUAAAGCCAUAUAUGGCACCCAGCUCCUCACCAGGAAAUGCUGAAAAAGAUGAGUUGAAGGAUGAGAGCCUGCAAAAGAAAAGGAGGCGGGAAGAGAAGAAACGAGAUAAGCAUGAAAGGCAUGAGAAGCGGCAUUCUCGUGAUUCAGAUGACAAGAGAAAGCGCAGGAAAGAUACGGAGAAAAGAAGACACGAUUCGGAUUAGGAUUAAACAUGUUAUCACUGCUGCGCUUUAUCUCGACCGACAAUGUCACUGUACCCAUUUAUUUGAGACUUUUGUCAUAUAAGGUGAUUGCAAGGAAAGUGAGGUUCUAUGUAUGAAACUUGUUUUGUGUGAAACUACUAUGGUAGUUCAUUGGUUGUGACUCGUUACAAUGAGUAUAUUAGAAUUCUCAUAUGCGUAUUAACUUUA